GCCCAAGGGCGCCCCGGGCGCCGCGCUGCCGCUCCGCAAACGCCCACUCCGCCCCACGUCCCCGGAGCCCGCAGUCCCGCGCACCCUCGCUGGACCCCAGGACCCCCUACGCAGUAGCUGCGACACCCUGGCUGUCCCUGGGACCCCCCACGGCGUGGCCAGGCCGGAGGCGCUUUACUACCAGGGACCUUUGGUGCCCAUUUACCCUACCCCAACGGUGGGACCCCCCUUUCCGCUGCUGAACCUGCCCACACACCUCUACUCCAGGAUGUGCCCCAUGGAACACCCCCUUUCUGCUGAUAUCGCCCUGGCCACCCGUGCAGAUGAAGAUGGAGACACGCCUCUCCACAUCGCAGUGGUCCAGAACAACAAGGCAAUUGCCCUCCGGUUAGUUAUCCUUUUCCAGCAGGGAGGCCGGGAACUAGACGUCCACAACAACCUGCGGCAGACUCCUCUUCACCUGGCUGUGAUCACCGCAUUACCUGAUAUGGUCCGGCUCCUGGUGACAGCUGGAGCCAGUCCCAUGGCCCUGGACCGCCACGGCCAGACUGCAAUCCACCUGGCGUGCGAGCACCGAAGCCCCAGCUGUCUGCAGGCCCUGCUGGACAAUGCAGCCCCGGGCUCCGUGGACCUGGAAGCUCGCAAUUACGAAGGGCUCACUGCCCUGCACGUAGCGGUGAACACCGGGUGCCAGGAGGCUGUUCUGCUGCUCCUAGAGCGCGGUGCCGACAUCGAUGCAGUGGACAUCAAGAGCGGCCGCUCCCCACUCAUACACGCAGUGGAGAACAACAGCCUGAGCAUGGUGCAACUAUUGCUGCUGCACGGCGCCAAUGUAAAUGCUCAGAUGUACUCCGGCAGCUCAGCUCUGCAUUCUGCAUCUGGCCGAGGGCUCUUGCCUCUGGUGCGCACGCUGGUGCGCAGCGGGGCUGACAGUGGCCUCAAGAACUGUCACAAUGACACGCCCCUCAUGGUGGCGCGCAGCCGCAGGGUCAUUGAUAUCCUAAGGGGGAAGGCCUCUCGGGCUGCCUCAGGGUCACAACCCGACCCAUCCCCGGACCAAAGUGUCAUCGCUUCCCCUGAGAGCAACAGUCGUCUGAGCUCCAAUGGUCUCCUGUCCUCACCCUGCUCCUCACCCCCACUGUCUCCCUCGAAGGAUCCUCCUGGCUUCCCAGUGACCCACCAAAACUUCUUCCUUCCGACUGCAUCUCCACCUGCCUUCCUGCCCUUCCCAGGGGUCCUCCGAAGCCCCUGCCAGCCCGUGCCCCCAUCCCCAGCUCCAGGAAGCAGCUGAGACGGAUGGGGGGGGCAGACCCGGACUCAUGAGGAGAGGCCUCCUUGCCCUGUGGGGACCACUUCUCUGGAACCUGUGAGGACCUUGUUCUGCUUCCCCCCAAUCUCCAGGAUCAGGUUUUGCACCUACGCACAUGCACCUACUACUGAGCACAGAUAGCCCUAAUCUCACCCCUUGCCCAGGACUCGUAGCCCCUCUUCUUCUCAGGCACCAGGUACCCAGUCUGGAAUCCACUAGCUGAUCGAUUCUUUGUUCAGUCCCAGAAGUGGAGGAACCCAAGGACAAUCCCUUCUCCUCUCCCAUCCUCCACCCUGAGGAACCAGGAGCAUCUGGGGCAGCACUGAUCACAAUGUAAAUUAUUAGGUUUGGGUCAGAUUUCUUUUGUAAUAAAGUAUUUUUGUACCAUA
Messenger RNA from Myodes glareolus (Bank vole), 1698 nucleotides. The record is from RefSeq and is a predicted model, not a curated record. Lineage: Eukaryota; Metazoa; Chordata; Mammalia; Rodentia; Cricetidae.